Molecule: messenger RNA, 1238 nt
Organism: Gamsiella multidivaricata
Lineage: Eukaryota; Fungi; Mortierellomycota; Mortierellomycetes; Mortierellales; Mortierellaceae
Product: alkaline phytoceramidase family protein
Exons: 3
Coding region: 244-1089 (281 amino acids)
Biological process (GO): ceramide biosynthetic process; ceramide catabolic process
Cellular component (GO): endoplasmic reticulum membrane
Source: RefSeq, a predicted model, not a curated record
CUCUUCUUCUUCCUCUUCCCUUUCUUUCUACUCUAUUAUCUUCGCCAGUGCUCUCUUCUCUUUCUGCUACUGCAUCCCUCUAUUUCCCUCCCUCCCUCUCCUUCCCAUCAUUCCUCUUGACAUUAAAAUCUCAAAAAUAAUAGCUCUCUCAAACAACCGCUACUGAUAUUCUACUCCAUUUUCUCUCCACUCUUCACUCCCGCCCUCUAAAUUAUCUCGAUCCACCUCCUUUCUGGAACCAAGAUGAUUACCCCAACAUCUUACACAAAUUCAACCAUCAGCAGCCUAGCUCCUCAAGGGUAUUGGGGCCAUCCCACUGCAUCAGUCGACUGGUGCGAGACCAACUACGCGAAAUCGCAUUACGUCGCCGAGUACUUCAACUCGCUCUCGUCCUUCUCCAUGAUCCUCGUGGGUCUCGCCGGCAUGGCUCUCCACGCCUCCUUCGAGAAGCGCUUCAUUCUCACCUUCGGAUCCAUUGUCAUCGUCGGCAUCGGCUCCAUCGCCUUCCACGGAACCUUACUCUUCCCCCUCCAGAUGCUCGACGAAGUCCCCAUGGUCUACUGCGUCCUUACCGUCGCUUACUGUUGUGUCGAAAACAAGCCCUACCGCCGCUACGGCGCCUGGUUUCCCAUUGGCCUCACAUCCUAUGGACUCUUGACAACCGUGAUCAUGCUCUAUGCGGGACCUGAAAAUCAUCUCCUCGAAUUCAUUGUUUUUCAGUCCUCAUUCAUGUUUAUGACUCUGGUCGUCCUGUCACAUAUUAUGAAGAUCUAUGCUCACCAACAGGACCAGUCUAUUAAGCGACUCUGGCUCCUGUCGGGACUCAUUGGUGCCAUCGCUUAUGGAUACUGGAAUAUCGAUUUCCGGAUGUGUGGUGCCAUGGAAAACCUGCCCCUCGGACUCGCGAACCCACAGUUCCACGCGUGGUGGCAUGUAGGCGCCUCGAUGAGCGUGUAUCUAGUCUGUUUGUUGAUCUGCUAUGACAGGGCCGAGAACUUGGAUCGUAAGCCAAAGAUCGAGUGGGUCGGCGGCAUUUUGCCUCACGUCGUUGUCGAGAAGUCGUUGGCAAGCAAGGCAAAGUUCAAUUAGAGGCACUACUAGCGGACCAGUUGAUGCAUGUGCAGCAAUAUCCAUGACCUGUAGGAUAGGUUCUUUCCAUAAGCACACACAGCGAAUUCAUUUUUGAGAGUAUUGGCAUGUCAAAUCACUUAGUGUGCUUACAAAAAAAAAAAAAAAAA